Betta splendens (Siamese fighting fish) is the source of this 2775-nucleotide messenger RNA. It is a transcript of the gene angptl2b, whose product is annotated as angiopoietin-like 2b. The transcript has 5 exons. NCBI's taxonomy places the organism in Eukaryota, Metazoa, Chordata, Actinopteri, Anabantiformes, Osphronemidae. Bases 510 to 2057 code for a protein of 515 amino acids. The record is from RefSeq and is a predicted model, not a curated record.
GGGGAGCGAGAGAGACAGACGUAGGGGGAGAGAGAGGUGCAGUUGAGAGAGACAGCCUCUUAGAGCUGUGAGGCAGAAGUGAUGGAUUCAGCCCACAGAAAAGUGACAGUCUUCCCCUAACAGGCCACAGGCAGAACACAACUUGCCCUGGACUCUCACUUUUUAUCUGGAAACUACCUCCAUCAUUCACUUCAAGGUGCCAGUUGUCUCUUGAAAGUGGAAAUCUUUUCACAAGUGGAUUUUGGAACAAUCUGCUUAAUGUUGGCUCACUAGUGUCUGGCAGGUUGAGCUUCUGUUGGACUAAUGAUAGUUCUUUUAACAACAGGCUUGAGAAGGCAGGUACUCUUCACUCCUGGAAUGGACUAAGGUAACAGAGAGGCAGGCAGAGCACAUGGGAUGACUUUUUACCAGGAGAAACUUCAUUCAGCUCUGGAAGGAGAGCAAGGCAACUGAGGGAGCCUCAGCAACACUCUACACUUGUCUCGGUUUGGUAACUUUGGCAAAGACUCAUGGAGCCCCAUUCGAGGGUCCUGCUGGGGCUCCUUCUCAUUUUCGGACUAGUUUGUGGUAUCCAGAGGACGGAGGGGAGUCCAUCAGAUGAUACGGAUAAAACUCAACUAUUUCAGAGUAGUGAGGAUGAUAUAGAGAGAGAGUUUCUCUAUGCCGGAAGGAGCAAACGUGCUCCAGCUGAGCAGCCACAAGACAAGUGUUCCUACACUUUCAUUGUGCCUCAACAAAAAGUGACUGGAGCCAUUUGUGUCAACUCCAAAGAGCCAGAGGCCAUGCUGGAGAAUAGGGUCAAUAAACAAGAGUUAGAGCUGCUAAAUGUGGAGAUACAGAAACAGAAGAGGCAGAUCGAGACACUGCAGCAACUGGUAGAGGUGGAUGGUGGUAUCGUCAAUGAGGUCAAGCUUUUGAGGAAGGAGAGUCGAAACAUGAACUCCAGAGUCACUCAGCUUUACAUGCAGCUACUACAUGAGAUCAUCCGAAAGAGAGACAAUGCCCUGGAACUGGCUCAGAUGGAAAACAAGAUCCUGAACCAAACCUCUGAGAUGCAACAGCUCACUAAUCGAUACAAAGACCUUGAGCAUAAGUACCAACACUUGGCUUCUUUAGCCACUAACCAAUCAGCUAUCAUUGCUCUGUUGGAGGAGCAGUGCCAGAGUCGCCCCCCCCCACGCCAUGUACCCAUCUCCCAGCCACGGCCUCAGCCUCCCCCACUAUCACCACCUCUCAACAAGCCUCAUCAGCCACAGCCACAGCCGCCUGCGCUUCCUCGAACGAACAGCCCAAUCAGCAACGAGAUCCAGAGUGACCAAAAGUCUCUACCACCUCUUCUUCCCACAAUGCCCACUGGCACACACAGUCCGUCUACGACUGACAAACCCUCUGGCCCAUUCAAGGAUUGCCUGCAGGCUCUGGAGGACGGACACACUACCAGCGGCAUGUAUCUAGUAAAACCAGACAAUGCCAACCGUCUUAUGCAGGUGUGGUGUGACCAAAGGCAUGAUCCAGGUGGUUGGACUGUGAUUCAGAGAAGGCUGGAUGGCUCUGUCAACUUUUUCAGGAACUGGGAGACAUACAAGCAAGGUUUUGGCAAUAUCGAUGGAGAAUACUGGCUUGGGCUGGAGAACAUCUACUGGCUGACAAACCAGGGGAACUACAAACUGCUGGUCACAUUGGAGGACUGGUCUGGCAGGAAGGUGUUUGCAGAAUAUGCCAGCUUCAGAGUGGAACCUGAAGCGGACUUCUACAAGCUAAGAGUGGGUCGCUACCAUGGCAACGCUGGGGAUUCCCUCACUUGGCACAACGGCAAACAGUUCACAACACUGGACAGAGACCAUGAUGUGUAUACAGGUAACUGUGCCCACUACCAGAAGGGAGGGUGGUGGUAUAAUUCCUGUGCCCAUUCAAACUUGAAUGGAGUCUGGUACAGGGGAGGACACUACCGCAGCCGAUAUCAAGAUGGAGUCUACUGGGCAGAAUUCAGAGGGGGAGCUUAUUCGUUAAAGAAAGUGGUCAUGAUGAUCCGUCCAAAUCCCAACACGUUUCACUAAGAAGCCAAGAAACACACACAGUACUGUAGUGCAUAAUUCACAGAGCAAGACUCUUUGCAGCUCCUUACAGUAUGUCCACUCAAGGUACAUUGUUGGAAAAUUUCUCUUUACAUUUGACUCCGUAAUGAUGCACUUGUUCCUCAGGACUUUCAAAUACACUGUCGUUGUUAAAAAGGUAUGGUCUAGACAAAAGCCUGCUUAGUUGACAGUGAGACAAUAACAACCUAAUAACUUGACAGAAAAUGAGCAUAUUCAAAUGUUUCAGUUAACUUGAGAUCAAAACUCUGCGAUAUAUAUAUAUAGUUAUCUAUGUAAAGUUUUUUUCCAUGAACAAAUACAUGAAACUGACACAGGAAACAUAUCCAGUGACUUUUAAUUUGAUCUAACGUCAAAUCAAAUGUGCAAAUUAUAGGACCAGAAGCAUUUACAAUAUACUUAACACAGGGUUGAUAAUCUGACCAUACGAUGUCAUGAUAAUUUACAGUUAGAUAUCACCCAGUCCUACUUGCCCCCCACCCAAGUACUUAAAAUCUUGAAUUGCUUGAACAGGCAUACACCAAUUUGCUUGUAUGAACCAAGCACUGUAUUUACUGUAUAAAUUUAGUGGUUUGCUAAUGUCAACAUCCACAAUGCGUUUGUACAUAAGAUAUUUGUAAUAUAAUGUAUUAAAACCUGUUAUUUUACUUAUUAUGUUACAAUAAAGUAUGUACAGCUUCUA